Kalmanozyma brasiliensis GHG001 is the source of this 1593-nucleotide messenger RNA. Its product is annotated as Lipase, class 3. NCBI's taxonomy places the organism in Eukaryota, Fungi, Basidiomycota, Ustilaginomycetes, Ustilaginales. Gene Ontology annotation, molecular function: glycerophospholipase activity. The record is from RefSeq and is a predicted model, not a curated record. The coding region runs from base 1 to 1593 and encodes 530 amino acids. Gene Ontology annotation, biological process: multivesicular body membrane disassembly; piecemeal microautophagy of the nucleus; macroautophagy. The transcript has a single exon.
AUGGCGAGAGGUCAACGCAGCUGGCUGCUGUUUGCGGCCUGCCUGGUUCUUUGCUCCUGGACCGCGAGUGCCGUCAUCGUAGACGAUUUGAUCCCACCAAGAUCAGGAUCCGACCUGCCCUCCUUCGAACAACCUUUCGCUCUCUCCUCCUUUCUGCAGAAGGUAUUCGGUACCUCGCUUCGCUCUCUCAUCGACUACGACCAAGGCAUCGACCGAUCAAAGCGGACCGGAACCAAGACAUUCGGCUUGAGGGAAGCUUACCAUCAGGGUGUUGGCGACAAGUCGCACGAGCGGGCCAAGGCCCGCUUCGAUUUCAAGAUCACCGCGGACGAUGUGCAGGCAAGUCAGGCCAACAUCAACUACAUUCCUGCCAUCCGCACAGUCCGACAGCGCAUCACACGAGCCAAGGAUCCGAACAAGUAUCUGGAAGUACGGGGGCAGUCCUACAAGGAUACGAUGUGCGCCUCUUCCACGGCUCUGGACUGGGAAGACGUCGACGUGGAGGCGCCGGACGUGACCGAUCGAAUCACUGUGCUGGCCUUCGCCAAGAUGGCUUCCGCAGCGUACAGCAACGAUACGUCCGACUGGGACGGCAUGGGUGGCUUCGAUCCCACUAAUUCGUUUGGAUGGGAAGGCGAUGGGAUUCGAGGCCACAUCUUUACAACACACGACAACGAUACGAUUGUAGUCGCUCUCAAAGGAACCUCGAACGUCUUUUUGGGCGGCGGCGACACAGCACGCAGAGACAAGACCAACGACAAUCUGCUCUUCUCUUGCUGCUGUGCUCGUGUCUCUUGGUCAUGGUCGACCGUAUGCGACUGCUACCAGGGUCACGGCGAUCGAUGUGGCCAGACCUGCGUGGAACGCGCGCUGAUCGAGAAAUCGCUCUACUAUCCCGCCAUCACGGAUCUGUUCAACAACAUCUCAUACGCCUACCCGGACUCGCAGGUGUGGAUCACAGGCCACAGUCUCGGAGGCGCUCUAUCGUCGUUGCUCGGCAUGACAUUUGGUGUGCCCACCAUCACCUUUCAAGCCCCGGGCGAGCGUAUGGCAGCGAUGCGCCUGCAUCUGCCAUUGCCACCAGCAAGGCAUCCGGACGAGAGCCCAGUCGCAGCACUGCCGAUUGUGCACGUCUACAAUAACGCCGAUCCGAUCGCUACGGGCCAGUGCAACGGUGCAGGCUCGAUCUGCUCCAACUUUGGGUACGCCAUGGAGUCGAAAUGCCACUCAGGCAAGAGCAUCGUGUACGACACGGUGGGCAAGCUGGGCUGGUCCAUGACGGCCAACGCUCAUCGCAUCGGCAUGCUGGUCGACGACGUGUUGACGGAAGAUUGGAGCGAGAAGGUCAAGAAGAAGAAGGCCAAGUUGCGCAGCAUCGGUACGAACGAGAAGCAAAACGGCAAGGCCCGCACAAAGGGCUGGAGGUGGCCCUGGCACCGCGGCGAUGACGCCGACGAUGGACAGGAUACGGACGGCGACACAGACGAGGACGACAAGCUGCCUGUGCCGAAAGCCAGGUCGGAGGAGAAGUGCCAAGACUGCACCAACUGGCACUUCACCGACGACACUUCGGAAGACGAUCCUUCGCAGUAA